This is a messenger RNA of Pocillopora meandrina, 732 nucleotides long. Lineage: Eukaryota; Metazoa; Cnidaria; Anthozoa; Scleractinia; Pocilloporidae. The record is from the annotation of a GenBank genome assembly.
AUGAUAGUAUUCCUUCAGGCAUCAACCAACAACAGGGCUUUAACUGUACUGCAGUAUUUCCAGUCAGUUGUUGAGCACUACAAUUUACCAUCAAGAGUUCACAGUGAUCUUGGAAUGGAAAACAUAGAAGUUGCUCGCUUCAUGCUACAAGAAAGAGGUUUGAAUAGAGGCAGCCACAUCACUGGAAAAUCUGUUCAUAACCAGAGAAUAGAGCAUCUCUGGUAUGAUGUCAACUGGGUUAUUAUGAGCCCCUUUUUGAACAUUUUCCUCUUUCUUGAGCACAGUGGAAUUUUAGAUCCAACAGAUGAGGUGCAUCUGUUUUGUAUUCAUCUAGUUUACAUUACACUGAUUAAUAAUGCAAUUAACCAAUUUAUCGGUCAGUGGAAUAAUCCUCCUGUAAGCACGCAAUGCAAUUUCUCUCCCAAUCAGCUCUGGAUACAAGGAAUGCUACAUUUCAGAAAUUCUGGGUAUAAGGCUGUGACAGAUGUGACUGCCAGCAAGGCUGUUAAUUUAUUCAGUCAUUAUGGGAUUGGUGAAGAAGGGCCUGUACCUGACAUGCGGAGUGACUAUGCAGUUUUGGUACCUGACACAAUUACUACUCUGACACAUAACCAAGAAUUGUCACUGCAAGAAGCUAAAGAUGCAGUCUUCCAAACUGGUGAUCAUGAUGGAAUCAUAGCUUACCAAGUGGUAUUGCAGAUUGCUUCUUUUUAUUUAAACUGCUGUUCAUGA